This is a messenger RNA of Camellia sinensis, 1406 nucleotides long. Its product is annotated as zinc finger protein ZAT9. NCBI's taxonomy places the organism in Eukaryota, Viridiplantae, Streptophyta, Magnoliopsida, Ericales, Theaceae. The record is from RefSeq and is a predicted model, not a curated record. Gene Ontology annotation, biological process: regulation of DNA-templated transcription.
UCACCUACUCCUUAUAUUUUCCACUCUCUCUCUCUACUUCUCAACAAUCACACACAAAACAGAGAGAGAGAGAGAGAGAAAAGCACAGCAGUUUCUGGGUUUGUUUUGUAAUGGACAAACACAGGUGUAAGCUCUGUUUCAAGAGCUUUAUCAAUGGCAGAGCUUUAGGUGGACACAUGAGAUCUCACAUGUUGAAUCUCUAUGUUCCACCAAAACCAGAACAACAAUCACAACAACAACCCAAUGAAAUGGGUCAACUCGGUGAAGAGACUGAGUCCGCUUCAUCGUCUUCGUCUUCUUCUUCAUCAUCUUCAGAAGAAGAGAAUGACGAGAAAGCAUUGUUGUCUUAUGGGUUGAGAGAAAAUCCAAAGAAGAGCAUUCGCUUAGUAGAUCCCGAGUUCUCUUUCGCAGUCGAUGCUGCUGGGUCUGGUGGCUCUGUAAUUCUUCAAGACAGAGAGAGCGAGACCGAGUCUUCGAAGAACCCAAUUCGCCGCCGAUCCAAACGAAUUCGUAGAUCAGGAAUUCCACAUCACCAUCACAAUCACCAUUGUCAGGACCAAAAAACCCAGAAAGAGUCGCCAAUGAAGAGGCCUAAAUCAGGAAAACUGGGUUCGCCGGAGCAGCAGCAGCAGCUUCCUCCGCCGCCGUGUACGGCGGAGCCGGAGGCGGUGAGUUCAAUCUCCGACACCACUCCAGAAGAAGACGUUGCGUACUGUUUGAUAAUGAUGUCGAGAGACAAAUGGAUGAGAGACGAAGAACAAGAACCAGAACCAGAGUAUGAAGAUGAUGAUGAUGAUGAAACAGAGGAGUCUGAUGAGAUUGAGGUCGAACGCAAACAAAGCAAAGUUAAUAAGAUCUCUCGAGCCAAGUACAAAUGCGAGACUUGUCACAAAGUGUUUCGAUCUUAUCAAGCACUUGGUGGGCACAGAGCGAGUCACAAAAAAGCUCGAGCUCACAACAAUGGAGUUUUGAAUCAAACCCAUGAAGCAUCAUUGCAGGUUGUUGAAAAUCGAAAUGUGGGUGUUUCUGAAGAGAAAAUCCAUGAAUGUCCUGUUUGUUAUAGAGUUUUCUCAUCUGGGCAAGCACUUGGUGGGCAUAAGAGAUCACAUGUUACUGGUUCUUCAACUACUAUUACUACUACUACUAUUAAUCAUCCUCCGAAACAGCCGUUGAAAUCUGUUGAAACCUUGAUAGAUCUUAAUCUUCCUGCUCCGAUUGAUGACGAUGAACUUAGCCAAAUCGAGCUCUCUGCUGUUUCUGAUGCUGAAUUUGUCAACCAAUUCAAGCAUUGAUUCGAAGCUGAUUUAGAAAAUCCAUUAAUGGAGGAACCAGAGGAAUUUAUUUCAUUGCCAAAUCUACUGUAGACAAGGUGUAAAAAUAAAUAAUCAAAUUGACAAUAGAUAAGA